Molecule: messenger RNA, 1562 nt
Organism: Homalodisca vitripennis (glassy-winged sharpshooter)
Lineage: Eukaryota; Metazoa; Arthropoda; Insecta; Hemiptera; Cicadellidae
Exons: 2
Coding region: 348-1562 (404 amino acids)
Source: RefSeq, a predicted model, not a curated record
ACUACCUUCAACUCCCAAAGGAACAUGGAUUAAAAGAUAACCAGCUAAAAAACACCAGACUAGCAGGAUACAAUCUAGUCGGAGGCUUUUCGAGGGAAAACUCUAAGAAUGGAGGUGUAGCUAUUUAUUUAAAGGAAGACCUAAGUAAUGUAAACAACAUUGAAGAGCACUGCAACCUAUCCAGAGAACUGGUGUGUGAACUCCACUCGGUAAAAAUUGAAUUGAAGAAAAAAACCGUGUACUUACUAGGCGUCUACAGACCACCUAACAGCAACCUUGAAGAAGCCCUGGACAUUAUAUCAGAAACUCUGGAGAAAAUCCCUACAUGGAAAUGUCCCACAAUUAUCAUGGGCGAUAUAAAUGUGGACAAACUGUCAGGAAAACAAGACAACAUUAAACUGGAGUGUAUGCUAGUAAGCCACAACAUCAGACGACUUCAGCUUCCGGCGACAAGAGUUACUCUUAACACUGCAACAUCCAUUGAUAUGAUAUGUUCUAACUUAAAUGAUGAAGAAAUUAUGACAGAUGUGAUUACUACAGGACUAUCGGAUCAUAAAGCACAGCUCUGUACAGUUAACUUUCAGACCAAUACCACCCCAUCACCAAUUUCAACUACUCGGAAAUACACUCAAGAAAAUCUAAACCAUCUUAAGAACAUAUUGGCAAGAGAAUCCUGGGAUGAUGUUUUCAAAUCAAACAAUGUAGAUGAAGCCUAUAAUUUCUUAAACAUCACACUAAGACUUGCCCUGAACGCUGCAUGUCCCCAAAAGAUGACUAGAACAAAACCAAAAAAGAAACUCACUGCAAUAUCAAGUGAAGAAAUGUUAAACCUUAAAAAAGACUACCUCAAAGCACUACAGGAUGAGAUACUUCAAGGUACCAAAGAAGCUAAAGCACGAACUGCUGCCAAAAAGAAAAAUUAUGAUCUGAAACUAAAACAGACAAAGAGAGAGGCCACAGCUGAUUAUAUCAACAAGGCUGCCAAUAAACAGAAAGCUCUCUGGAGAUUGAUCGAUUAUGAAAGAUGUAAACCCUCAAACCAAACAAAUCAGAUCACACUUGAAGUAAACAAUCAAGUAAUACAAGAUCCCUUCCUCGUAGCACAGUAUAUUAACGAAUAUUUUGUCUCAAUCGCUGAAAAAACACUCAAAGAGGCAGGACAAUCUACAAAACUGAAUAACGCAGAACCUGUAACCCAUAAUGGUGUACCUGAUCUCAUCCUCCUCCCAACAACAACACUGGAAGUCACAAACAUCAUUUCUUCCAUACAAUCAAAACCAUCAUCAGGAGUAGAUGAAAUCUCUUCAAUUCUUCUCAAACACUGCAAGGAAGAACUAGCACCUCCCCUUGUUUCUGUUAUAAAUCAAUCAUUUCUGCAAGGCUGUUUUCCAAAAGCGCUAAAACUGGCAAAAGUUUAUCCAAAACUAAAAAAGAACCCAUCCACUUUAAUAGAUAACUACAGACCAAUAUCCCUUAUCUCUACCAUCUCAAAAGUAAUUGAGAAAAUUGUACUUUCCCGUCUCAUGAACCACCUUACAACUCAUAACCUCCUUAUAACCUAG